UUUUUUUUUUUUUUUUUUCCUCAUAAAUAAAUAAAUGUUAAUAUAAAUUUUAGGUCCUAUAAAUUAUACCUAAAACGUUAUAAUUUGACUUCUUUUCAAACUUAAUUGAUGUUUACAAUAAUUUCGUAAUAAUAUCCUCGCGAUAAUUUGAAGAAUAUACUUUAUGUGCUACAUCCCUUUUAUAUCAUCGUUUACGAAUUACCGUUUACUGCCCAUUCAAAUCAUUCCACCACAUUUUGCUUUUGCAUUAAGCAUAAUAAAGAGAUGGUCCUUUUAGAAAGCGGGUAUUCUUUAAUCUGUAAAAACUUUACGAUACCCGAAGAAACGAAAAAUUUAACGAACAAUAUAUUAAUAUCACCAUCAUCAUCAGCAGUAAAUUUAUCAAAUGUUAUAACAAGAUGUGUUUGUGAUUUUAGAAUAAAUUUUAGUGGAUGUGAAGAAGAAAAUUUAUUAAGAACAUUACAUUGGAUAUUAGUACCAUAUUGUAUAAUAAUUAUGAUGAUAGCGAUAGGAUUUUUAUAUUAUAGAAAUUGUAUAUUAAAACAAUCCUUUUGGUUAUCUUCAACAAGAGAAAGAGGUUAUUUAAGACCUAAACCUCAAGAAGUUAUUCAUACCACUACAAUAAUAUUUAAUUUAUUUCACGUGAUUCAUAUAUUAAUGGUAUUAUUUGAUGCGUAUCCAAAUUUUACUAUGGCAGAAAUUGUUCAAGAUUUAAGUAGAGAAUUAGCCAUUGGAUUAGCGUUAAUAUAUCCUAUAAGCAUAACUUAUACAACUCCAACAAAAGAAUCAAAAAAUGAACUUACAAAUAAUAGUAAUAAUAAAAGUUCACCAAAUAGAUAUAUAGCAGAUAUAAUAGGUUUUUUAUUAUUAAUAUCGCCAAUAUCAACAUUAUUACCACUCGCAUGGAUAACAGGACAUUAUGUAGAUAUUAAUGAUUUAGAUAAAGCGAAUUCAACUCGUAGAAUACAUAAUUUAGUUUGGGUAAUAUGGGUGAUGAUCUUUUUAAUAAGUUUGAUUUAUAAUUGGUAUAAAUUAUUUAUUAUUAUAUGGAAUCAUAUUAAAGCAUUAAAACGUAAAGAAAUUGUUAGUGGUACUUCUGAUAUGCAAUGGACUGUUUCUACUUUAAGACGUGCUGCAAUUUAUUUGUGUUUGGCAAUUUCUUCAUUAGUAAUUAUUAUGACAAUAUUUUUAAUAAUGUCAUUUACUUAUGGUUAUUUUCACCUAUCAAGUACAUUAUUCAAUUAUAAUACGAAUAUUACAUACGUAAUCGUAUGGAAUUUUACAAUACCAAUAUUACAAAAUUUGGUUCAAUUUUUUUUCAUAUACAAAGCAAUAAAACCGAAAACAGAACACUCAAACACAUCAAUGACGAGUAGAUUUGCAUUAGCGAAUGCAGCAAGGAAAGAUGAUAAAAGAAGGAUGGAUGAUUUUUCACGUGAUGAUGAAUCUUUAAUAGGAGGUGGUGGUGGUGGCACGUUAACAACUACUUCGACCCCAUUAACGUCACCAUUUGUUUCUUCAACUCCACCAGUAACAAAUACAAACACAAAUAUGACCACAACCACAAUGACAUCAACAAAUACAAAUAAUAAUGAUUAUUUUAAUCAUUCUAAUUCAAAUGGAUUGAAUGCAGCUGCAAUGAAUUCAAUGACAAAUAAUAUUUUACAAAAUAAGUCUAGUAUUGAAAUAAAUCGUAAUGAAGCGUAUAAAAGGUUAAAUUCAAGAAGAUCUUUAACAAGAUCUAGUUCACAAAUUUUAUCACCUAUUAAUUUUGGAGAAAAUUCAAAUAUCGAAGAGGGUAAUUCAAUAUAUCCAUCCUUUUUAACACCAAAAAAUGAUUAUUAUAGUAGAAAUUCUAUUAAAAGACCUGUAUUCAUAUUUUCGGAUGAACAAACUAGUGAUGAAAUUGAUUUAAAUAGUACUGUUUUUAAUAAUGUUAAUAAUGGUAAACGAAUUAGCGGAGAAAAUACGGGAAUAAAAAGAAUAAGUAAAAGUAGUAGUAGUAUAAGAAUAAGUGUAGGAACGAAUACUAGUAUUAAUGGUAAUGAUUCUUCAAGUAAUUUAGGUGUAAGAAGAAUUUCAGGUCAUAUUAAACAUCAAAAAUCAUUUGAAAGUUCAAUGGGAUUAAUUGCUGAAGAAAAUUCUGAUGGAUCACAUCGAACAAUUAUGACAAAAAGAAAUCAUAGUAGUGCGAGUGUAAGUAGAGAAGCAUCUGAUGCAACUUCUACUACAAUAGUAACUACCUCAACCACAUAUACUUCUAGUAUUACAGUAUCAACUACUACUACUGUAAUAAGUCCUAUAGCAGCAGCAGCCGCUAAAGCUUCUUGGAAUAAACCUGAUAUUAAUGAUCAUUUGAGUGCUGAUGAAAGAAAAAGAUUAUCAGAUUCAAUGGAAAAACGUGAAUGGUUAACUAAACGUCCCGUAUCACCUCUUCUUAGAAGAAAAACUUUAUCAAAAUUACCUAAUUUAUAAAAAAAAUAUAUAUUUCUAGAUAAAAAACAAUUAUUUAUUUUUAAUUUAUAUUAAUGUACUUAUAUAUAUAUAUUAUAUUAUUCUUUUUUUUUAUUAUCUUUUUUUCUUUAUUUUUAUGGGUGGGAGUUUUGUUCUUCACGUUAUUUUAUUUUAUUUUUUUUUGUAUUAUAUAUUUUUCGUUGGGUUU
Rhizophagus irregularis DAOM 181602=DAOM 197198 is the source of this 2662-nucleotide messenger RNA. RefSeq lists its product as uncharacterized. NCBI's taxonomy places the organism in Eukaryota, Fungi, Glomeromycota, Glomeromycetes, Glomerales, Glomeraceae. The record is from RefSeq and is a predicted model, not a curated record.